AUGACACAAAGUCUCUCAAAAAUACGAAUUGCUGCUGCAACUUACUUGGAAGUUAUGCACCUCUUUCGAUUUUCAGAUUACGCCCACAAUGAAGACUUUGUGCAAAAAAUAAAGACGCUGCUCGAGUCGUUCAACAAACUGCGGGAAGAAGACUUUGAUAAAAUAUACGAGCAGUACAUACGUCCAGUAGUCAACGUGACCAAGUUCGACUACAAACUCACACAAGUUGCAUUUGCCGCAUUAUGUCUUCACGUGGCAUUACUCGGGUCAGCAUCAUAUACGGAGAAACAUGGACCUUAUGUUGCGUCGAAAAUAGCUACUUGGAUAAUCAAUGAUGCGAAAUUAAAAGUCCUCACCCAUAUAAUUCGUUUGCUCAACAUUGCAGAGUGCGGAUGGGACAUAGACUACUCGAUAAAGACAAUCGAAGAGAUAGUGGAAACUAUAUCUUUACCCAGCACUAUAGCAUCAUGGAAUGGUACUAUCUCUGGUGUAAAUACGGAUAAUUAUUCAUUGACAACUACAAAGGUUGUUUUCCUAGACUUUCUGAAUGUAGUCUGCGCUCACUGUUCACUUGAAGGAGCAAGACGGUUAGUAAAGUUUUUUGUACGUUGUUAUAUAUCGAGCUAUUUUCAUGACAAAGAAGACAAUGGGUAUAAUUUGACAAAAGUAUGUGACGAAAUAGUAAAAAGCCCAAAGUUUUACAAAUUUCCUUACAUCAAAGACGUAUUUUUCGACCUUUGUACGGAAGAGCUCUUGUUUAUUGGACCACGAACUACCGACACGCCUUCUGCUCAGUUCAACAAAACCUUGAAAAUUUUUGAAAUACUAAAAAACUCUUGUAGCGCACGGGCCCUAAGAAAUAGGAUGAGAGCAAUAAUUGAUCUUAUUGGAACCAUUCCAGCGGAUCACUUUAACGACAGGCAAAAAGACGGGUUAAUUCUCCAGACAAUGCUUGUUGAAAAAAUAGUCGACAAAAAAGGACUCGAUAUCUCUGAUACAAUGCAAGUUUGCAGAAGGUUCAUCUAUACUAUGAUGAACGGCGGUAGCAAGGGCAUGUUGAUUUAUCAUCCAGCGUAUUACAUGUGGUGGAUCACAAAUGCGAUAUCUCAAGAUGGAAAAAUGCAACAGUACACCAAGUCUCCCAAAUAUGUCGCGUAUGAAAAAGAAAUAUCGAAUCAAAUGGCCGACAUUAUCGAAAAAACUGUAAAGGUAGCGCAAAUGUCGAUGCAAUUUUUGUUCCAAAACCCAUCAUCAGCGUAUACUUUGCAGUAUGUGGAUACAAUAAGUGAAUUUCUGAGAAAUUUGCCAACUCCACUUUUAUCGGCCGGUAAAUUUGCCGAAUGGAUGGACGAUACCGUAGAAAACCUUGAAUAUCAAUGGUGUCUGCGACUCAUUGCUGACUUUUUAGAGGAUGGCAUUCAAUGUUACAAUGACAGUGAAUCGCUGGUAACAUUGUCACUUUUUGUCAAAGAUCAAUUAAAUAUAGCGUUUGAUUGCUUGACUAGUAAACAAUAUACAGAAUUUCUGAUCGACAAGUUUGAAGAAGUUGAACUUCUUCUGCGAACUCUCAAGAUUGUUGUCACUUAUAUUAAACGUAUGCCAGACAUUGCGGCAAAAAGAGACAUUCUUGAUCAUAUAAAUGAAAAGCUAAACAGACUUGCUACAACAGUUUUAAUCAUAAUGGAUUGCACAGACGAUAUCAGCCAGCGUGUAGUAGAAAAUGUAUUGACAGUCUUUUCCAUAUCAGUUGAUUGUGUUCAGUUCUCAAAUAGCGAAACAGCCAGCGCGUGGAAAUUAUUGCUAAUGUUCUGUGAGUUGCUCUACCUACUAAUGAAUCGCACAUCAACGGAAGUUCAGUCAGCCGAACUGAUGGUCAGCAGUUUUAUCGGUACGUUGACAAGAAAUCAAUUCGAAUACGUUUACAAAGGCAUGAUCAAUAUAAUCAAUGACAAAAUCAAGGAAAAUGCAACCAACGAUCUCAACAUUCUCGUCAAGUUAAUCGAUUGCAUGAUUAGGAGAAAAGACUUUAACGAAUCGAUAAAGGAAAAUCUGACGGCAGUGAUCGGUACUUUGUGCAAUGCUGGCUACCGUCGAAUAACGCAAAACACCUUGAUUCGCUUGAUGAAUUUAAUCGCAUAUAUCUGUAGUCUGAGAGACUUUAAGAUACAAUUGGUACAUGUCGACGAUAUAAUCACGAUGCUUCACGCUCUUCUCUGUAAUUACGAGUCUGACAAUCAGACCGAAUCAGCGUCGAUAUUUAUCGAAGCCUGCAGAUUGCUUCUCAUACUGGUCACCUUGCACAGUUUGGAAUUGAAAAAGUCGGGAGCGAUUCGUCUGGUUGCACCAACGACCUAUAUUCUGUUGUUGCUGCUGAAGGGUCCACAAACCGGUGGUCACGCCUUGACGCCCAAGUUCGCCAUACAUUCGGUGGACAAGAAAACUCGUGGAACAAUGGCGUAUCAAUUUCGAAGACUCCUUGAGGCGGUCUCGCAUAAUCUGCGCUUCACCAUAAUUACAGAGGAUGUUCCGCUCAUCCUUUCGGAAUACAUCAGCCUGCUGCUUGUUGAAGAAAGGAAAAGUGUCAAAGAUAUCUUGAGGCCUGGCACAUUUGCGCUGUUUGAUCUGUGUGAUACAAAUGAAGUCGAGAUAACUAUGGGUUAUCUAAGCAAAAUUGGAGAGGAACUGUUCGGAGAAUUGUGGAAUGCAUACAAUGCGGCGAAGAUUAAUAUGUGA
Messenger RNA from Paraglomus brasilianum, 2733 nucleotides. Lineage: Eukaryota; Fungi; Glomeromycota; Glomeromycetes; Paraglomerales; Paraglomeraceae. The record is from the annotation of a GenBank genome assembly.